Trichoderma reesei QM6a is the source of this 666-nucleotide messenger RNA. RefSeq lists its product as uncharacterized. Lineage: Eukaryota; Fungi; Ascomycota; Sordariomycetes; Hypocreales; Hypocreaceae. The record is from RefSeq and is a predicted model, not a curated record. The coding region runs from base 1 to 666 and encodes 221 amino acids. The transcript is spliced from 2 exons.
AUGCAGUUGCUCAUGCUGAUGAUGGUGAUGAUAACUUUUGAAGUUGACAAGUCUGAGCAACGGAGAGGACUGGAUGGAGAUACAAUGUGCUCCCCAAACGGGGAGCAUUUGAUGACGGGAACAUCAAUCGAAGAGACUCCUAUCGUGACGGAGUCAAUUUACAACAAUCACCACUUGUCGCCAAAUGAACCUCAACCCCUGGCCCAACGGCUUCUCAAGCCGACCAUGAAGCUCUCCCCCGCCGAAACGGUCACGCCUGUGGCCGUCACUGUAAUUGAGCUCAGCGUGGUGGCUCGACUUGUUCGGGCGGCCGCUGCCGAAGCUAUCAGGGUCGCUGGAGAUUGCAUGCACCUGUUUCCUGCAUUUGAUCCAUCGGAUUUCGGAUUUGGAACUGUCUACAACCAUUGUCCCAUCAGCUCUCGUGGAUCCCUUCAGGGUAUCGUCUCGUGGUCACACUACGACUACGUGGCUCUGCAGAUUGACGCCCAACGGGCAAAAGAGAGCCGGGAAGAAGCAGAAGAAAAGAACAACGCGAGAGGGACAGCAGGCCGGCAAUACUGGGUGCCACCAGUAGUACUAUCGCUACCGGUUCCGUCGCAUCGCCGCGUUGCCUCAUCCUCCCUUACGCGAUGCAGACUCUUUGCUGCUCGUCCUUCCUCUGGCUGA